GCUCUGCUCGCGUUCAUGGCGAUGGGCGGCUGGUUCGCGUGGCCGAACGAGGUGCACGCCCACGCUGGGGACCUGGUGGCGCUCGUCGAGCGCUGCUGCCACGUGGACCCCAGCCAGCGGCCCAGCGCACACCACGUGGCAAACGACUUGCUGCAGAUCGCAGAGCUGCUGCGCGCGCAGUGCUCCGAGGACGAACUAGAGGCGGCGUGGAGUGGGUAG
This is a messenger RNA of Klebsormidium nitens, 219 nucleotides long. The record is from the annotation of a GenBank genome assembly. NCBI's taxonomy places the organism in Eukaryota, Viridiplantae, Streptophyta, Klebsormidiophyceae, Klebsormidiales, Klebsormidiaceae.